AUGCCACCACGGCGAUUACCUGAAGACCUAAUGGUGCUGCCUAAGAAUUACCAGCACAUCCUUGUCUUGGCAUUUGCAGUGAAAGAGAUCAAUGAAAAUCCUCAGAUCUUAUCAAAUAUUACCUUGGGUUUUGACAUUUAUGAUAGCUAUGAUGAUGCAAGGAGGACAUAUCAAGCCACAAUGCUGCUUCUAUGUGGAAAGGCAAGACUGAUUCCCAACUAUCUAUGUGAAAUCAAAAAUAACCUGAUAGGCAUCAUUGGGGGACUAGAAUCCCAGAUAUCCAUGGAUAUAGCAACUGUCUUAGAUAUCUAUAAGAUUCCACAGCUCAUAUAUGGUGCUGCAACAGUGAUGAAUACUAAAACUCCAGGCCUCUCCUUCUACCAGAUGGUCCCUCAAGAAGGCCUUCAGGAAAGAGGGAUUCUCGCUUUGCUUCUGCAUUUUGGCUGGACAUGGAUUGGGCUUCUUGUUAUGGAAAAUGACAAUGGAGAAAGAUUUCUACAAAGUGUAGUUCCACUGUUUUCCAAGAGUGGUGUGUGCUUUGCUUUCAUAGAAAGAAUGCCCAAAGGUAAUAAUUAUGAUAACUUUUUUGAGGCUUAUCUACAGUACACAAAAAUGGUACGUAAAAUGAUGGGCAGCAAAGCCAAAGUAAAUGUGCUCUAUGGAGAAUCGUAUUCUAUGGUCUUGUUGAGAUUCUUACCAAAUAUGUCACAAAUGGAAGGUGAGACAAGUAAAGUAAAAGGUAAAGUCUGGAUAAUGACAGCCCAGAUGGAGCUCACAUCACUAGCCUUUCAAAGUACCUGGGAUACAGACAUAAUCCAUGGAAGUUUGUCUUUCACACUUCACUCCAAUCAUCUACCAGGGUUCACCUCAUUUGUUGAGCUGAGAAACCCUUUUGUCACAACAGAAGAUGGCUUUCUGAGGGAUUUUUGGCAGCAGGCCUUUGAAUGCAUAUUCCCAAAUACUGGAAGCAAAGUCUAUGACAAUAUUUGUACAGGGGAAGAGAAGCUAGACAGCAUCCAUAGGACUGUUUUUGAAAUUAGGAUGACUGGCCAUAGCUAUAGUGUCUACAAUGCUGUCUAUGCUUUGGUCCAUGCUUUACAUGCCAUGUCCUCACUUAGACUGAGACAUCGAGCAAUGACAGAUACCAAAACACAAAAGCCUCAGAAUCAACUGGUGUUGCAGAAUGUACGCAACUGGCAGCUCCAUCACUUGCUGAAAGGUGUCUCAUUUAACAACAGUGUGGGAGAUGAGAUUUCUUUUAACCAUAAUGGCGAGUUAGUAGGUGGACUGGAUGUGGUUAACUGGAUUGUUGCCACAAAUCAAUCUUUUCAUUGUAUGAAAGUUGGAUGUGUGGAUCCUCGGGCUCCUUCAGACAAAAUAUUGACCCUCAGUGAGAAUGUCAUAACAUGGAACAGGUGGUUUAAUCAGGCACUGCCUGUUUCUGUCUGCACUGAGAGUUGCCUUCCUGGGUCUAGCAAGCAAGUGAAGGAGGGAGAGCCAUUUUGCUGCUAUGAUUGUGUCCCAUGUCCAGAAGGGAAGAUUUCGAAUCAGAAGGCUUCAGAUCAAAUCAUUUCUUUUUCAGAAAGAGAGUACCCAAGCAAGAAUCGGGAUUUCUGUAUUUCCAAGACCAUAACUUUCUUAUCUUAUGAAGACCCUCCAGGAUUCACGUUAGCCUGUUUGGCUCUUUCCUUGUCUUUGAUCACAGCCCUGGUGCUACAGACAUUUCUGAAACAUCACAACACUCCUAUUGUCAAAGCUAACAACAGAGACCUCACCUACACCCUCCUCAUCUCUCUCCUCCUUUCCUUCCUUUGUGCCUUGCUGUUCAUUGGCCAGCCCCAGAAAGUGACGUGUCUCCUCCAAGAAACUGCCUUCAGCAUCAUCUUCUCAGUGGCUGUUUCUUGUGUGCUGGCAAAGACCAUCACUGUGGUCCUGGCUUUCAUGGCCACCAAACCAGGAUCCAGGAUGAGGAAGUGGGUUGGGAAAAGAGUUGCCAAUUCCAUUGUCACUUCUUGUUCCUUAAUCCAAGGAGCAAUCUGUACUAUGUGGCUGGCAACGUCUGCACCUUUCCCAGAUAUAGACAUGCACUCAGUCACUGAAGAAAUAGUACUGACAUGCAAUGCGGGAUCUGUGGUCAUGUUCUACUGUGCCCUGGGUUACAUGGGCUUCCUGGCCAUAGUCAGUUUCACAGUGGCCUUUCUUGCCAGGAAGCUACCUGACAGUUUCAACGAAGCCAAAUUUAUUACUUUCAGCAUGUUGGUUUUUUGUAGCGUGUGGUUAUCUUUCAUUCCAACAUAUCUAAGCACCAAGGGAAAAUACACUCUUGUGGUAGAGAUUUUUUCUGUCUUAGCUUCUAGUGCUGGGCUGCUGGGCUGUAUAUUUUUCCCCAAAUGUUUUAUCAUUAUCUUGAAGCCAGAGCUGAACAACAGGGAACAGCUAAUCAAAAAAGUAAAGGAUCAAAUAAGUCUCUAG
This is a messenger RNA of Sceloporus undulatus (fence lizard), 2472 nucleotides long. RefSeq names its product vomeronasal type-2 receptor 26-like. The coding region runs from base 1 to 2472 and encodes 823 amino acids. NCBI's taxonomy places the organism in Eukaryota, Metazoa, Chordata, Lepidosauria, Squamata, Phrynosomatidae. Gene Ontology annotation, molecular function: G protein-coupled receptor activity. The transcript has 7 exons. The record is from RefSeq and is a predicted model, not a curated record. Gene Ontology annotation, biological process: G protein-coupled receptor signaling pathway. Gene Ontology annotation, cellular component: membrane.